UCCCCAGCGCGUCCGACGACUUCCAAUCGCUCGAGAAAUUGUUCGAAGGAAAAAAACAGCCAUCCGUUACACGACACGACGCCUGAGCCCGGCAUCUGCCUUGGCCAUUCGCUCGACGAAAACGACCCCCCUGUCUAAGUUAAUCCGCCACUUGGUUUCUGUGGCUUCAAGCCCUUUGGGAAACGACAGACGCAGAAGGAAAUCAUGCGGCAGUCCGCUGUGGUUGCUGCGCUUCUGGGCGCCGGGUCGGCCUUUGCGGCUGCGUCGUGCUCGCUGACCAAGAAGUGCCCCAAAGAGUCGCCCUGCUGCUCCCAAUAUGGUGAAUGCGGCGUCGGCGCGUACUGCCUCGGCGGCUGCGACCCCCGAAUGUCCUUCUCGCUCGACUCGUGCACGCCCGAGCCCGUGUGCAAGUCCAAGACGAUGACGUUCGACUCCAAGCUCAGCACCAUCAAAGACAUUGGCGACUACCUCGGCGACCCGUCCACGGCCGAGUGGAUGUCCCAGGGCGAGCCCGCCUACUACGACGGCAACGUGCUGCUGACCAUGCCCAAGAACAGCGUCGGCACCGUCCUGGCCACCACCGAGUACAUGUGGUACGGCAACGUCAAGGCCAAGUUCAAGACGAGCCGCGGCCGGGGCGUCGUCACUGCCUUCAUCCUGCUGUCGGACGUCAAGGACGAGAUUGACUAUGAGUUUGUCGGCGUUGACCUGGGCACCGCGCAGACCAACUGGUAUUUCCAGGGCAUUCCGGACUACAACAACUCGGGCAACAUCACCCUCUCCGACACCUUCGACAACUACCACGUCUACGAAAUCAACUGGACCCCCGACAUGAUCCAGUGGCUCGUCGACGGCAAGGUCGGCCGCACCGUCUACCGCAAGGACCACUGGAACGCCACCUCCAACCAGUGGUCCUUCCCCCAGACCCCGGCCCGUGUCCAAAUCUCCAUCUGGCCCGGUGGCCUCGCCAGCAACGCCCAGGGAACCAUCGACUGGGCCGGCGGCCUGAUUGACUGGAACGCCCCGGACAUUCAAAAAUCGGGCUACUUCUACGCCACCUUCGAGUCCGUCACCGUCGACUGCUACAAUGCCACCAAGGGCAUCGGCUCCAGCGACGGCACCAGCUACACCUACGACAACAUCCGCGGCACCAACGACACCGUCGUCGUCGGCGACAAGCGCACCAACCUGGCCUCGCUCGAGGGCACCGGCACCGACAUGGACGCCGGCAAGCCCGAUACGUCGUCGUCGGCCUCGGCCUCGGGAACCGCCACCAAGUCGUCCGACAAGCCCAAGAACACGCAGGCCCAGAUUCCCGGUGGUGGCAGCGCCCCUGGCCAAGUGCCCGGCGGCGGCUCAAGCGACAAGGGAGGAAGCUCUGGAUCCAGCGACGGUGGCAGCAGCGGCGGUAGCAGCUCUGACGGAAGCGACGGCGGCAGUUCCACCCCUGCGGACACCUCUGGCUGCUCCACGACCAGCUUCAACCAGGACUGCAGCAGCGACAGCGACACCAGCGGCAGCAAGAGCGGCGACAAGAAUGCCGGCUCCAAGGCGGGUGUCAGCGCUCUGGCAAUGGGCCUGGCCGGUGCCGCGCUGUGUCUGGUGUAAGUGGUGAGGAGUCGGGUUCUGGAUAUCUUUUGUUUGUAUUUUGCUGGCUUUAUAAUAUUCUCCCCCAUGUUGAGCCGAUUUUGGUUAUAUGGAAUGUCUUUAUGCAUACACGCAGUCGAGGAUUGUCUCGUUGUAAUUGGACAGAUGUGCGAUGAUAAUAACGAUUUGGGGAGGACUUAAUCUUGGAUGUAUCUAGGAGAUGCAGUGGUUGUAUUUAUGGGCAGAUUGACUGAUUACAUUCU
This is a messenger RNA of Trichoderma citrinoviride, 1850 nucleotides long. RefSeq names its product glycoside hydrolase family 16 protein. The coding region runs from base 205 to 1608 and encodes 467 amino acids. Lineage: Eukaryota; Fungi; Ascomycota; Sordariomycetes; Hypocreales; Hypocreaceae. The transcript is spliced from 3 exons. Gene Ontology annotation, biological process: fungal-type cell wall organization; carbohydrate metabolic process. The record is from RefSeq and is a predicted model, not a curated record. Gene Ontology annotation, molecular function: hydrolase activity, hydrolyzing O-glycosyl compounds; glycosyltransferase activity. Gene Ontology annotation, cellular component: fungal-type cell wall.